Messenger RNA from Terrapene triunguis (Three-toed box turtle), 1571 nucleotides. RefSeq names its product ring finger protein 152 (gene RNF152). The record is from RefSeq and is a predicted model, not a curated record. The coding region runs from base 474 to 1085 and encodes 203 amino acids. Gene Ontology annotation, biological process: apoptotic process; cellular response to amino acid starvation; protein polyubiquitination. Lineage: Eukaryota; Metazoa; Chordata; Testudines; Emydidae. Gene Ontology annotation, cellular component: lysosomal membrane; lysosome. The transcript is spliced from 3 exons. Gene Ontology annotation, molecular function: ubiquitin protein ligase activity.
ACUCUCUUCCCUCGCCAGCCUGUUAGCUCUGCUCCCGGCUGUCUCCGAGUCUAGCGCGCUGCGAGCCCAGCGCUGGCCUGGGAGCGAGGGGCACCGCCAGAGGAGCGGGCAGGCGAGCAGAGGGGGCGUAGGCGGCUUCUGUUGUAGGGCGAGCAGCCCGAAAUAAAACAAAACCAGGCAGAACAAAGCUCUGUCACAACUGUGCUUCCUGGUUGUCGCCUCCUGCCUGCAAACUACUGAACAUUUUCCACUUGAUAUCAUCAUGCAGAAAGGGAGAAACGAGACGCAAUGAGAGAUUCAGAUACCAAAAGAUUAAAGUCAGAUGCUCGUCUACAAACUGCCUAACCAUUGUCCUUCACUGGCGAGAUAAAAGGAAGAAGUCACGGAAAGAGAGGAACUACACCAGGCUUCAGAUUUUGGACUAUACGGCAAGACUCUGUAAGAUACUCGGUGUUUUCUCCAUUAGGGCUACAAUGGAGACACUGUCCCAGGACUCUUUGCUGGAAUGUCAAAUUUGUUUCAAUUAUUACAGCCCCCGACGGAGGCCCAAGUUGCUGGACUGUAAGCAUACCUGCUGUUCUGUUUGCCUUCAGCAGAUGAGGACAAGCCAGAAGGACCUGAGAUGUCCCUGGUGCCGAGGUAUCACUAAACUGCCACCGGGAUUUUCUGUAUCCCAGCUGCCUGAUGACCCAGAGGUGAUUGCUGUGAUUGCAAUUCCCCAUACUUCAGAGCACACCCCAGUCUUCAUCAAACUUCCUAGCAAUGGGUGCUACAUGUUGCCCUUGCCCAUCUCCAAGGAGAGAGCGCUGUUGCCAGGAGACAUUGGCUGUCGCCUCCUGCCAGGUAGUCAGCAAAAGUCUGUCACUGUGAUGACAAUCCCAACCGAGCAGCAGCCCCUGCAAGGAGGGAUCCCGCAGGAAGUCGGAGAGGAGGAGCAAGACAGGAGGGGCGUUGUGAAAAGCUCCACCUGGUCAGGUGUUUGCACUGUGAUCUUGGUGGCGUGCGUCUUGGUCUUCCUCCUUGGUAUUGUCCUCCACAAUAUGUCUUGCAUUUCCAAGCGUUUCACUGUGAUUUCCUGCGGCUGAAAAGGGUCUGCUCCCAGAAUACUCUGAUGGGAUAAUUUAGGGGUUGGGAAGGUGGUGGUGAUGACAGGCUCGAGUGAGAUGAUGCACUGCAACAUUGACCAAUUACUACAGAAUGCUUGAUACCGGACAGCUGUUUGACUGUCUGAAGGCAAUCCUAAAAGGUGAAAUGUGAGACCUCUCAGCAGAGUACAGAGAAAAUCAUAAUGAGCAUCUGAUGGUAACUGCAUUGAGGAAGACUGCAUGUGUCACCAUCCUCAUUGAUCAAAUGGACUGUAACUUCUAAUGAUUUUUAUCAUGUUAUGAGACUAAAGACAUCUACUUAGCUGGUUAUACUGUAAAAGUAUAUGAUAUGAUCACUCUGUCUUUAAAUGCAGUAGAUUAAACUCAAAAUGCUAUAUGUAUAAGUAGAAUUAAACAUGAGAAUCAGUGUAAGACUCAGUAAAGAUAUUCCAAUGCCAGUCCAUACAUAUUUUUUUUAAUGGGGGA